Molecule: messenger RNA, 2116 nt
Organism: Exophiala oligosperma
Lineage: Eukaryota; Fungi; Ascomycota; Eurotiomycetes; Chaetothyriales; Herpotrichiellaceae
Exons: 2
Coding region: 52-687 (211 amino acids)
Biological process (GO): mRNA export from nucleus; positive regulation of DNA-templated transcription, elongation
Cellular component (GO): THO complex part of transcription export complex
Molecular function (GO): mRNA binding
Source: RefSeq, a predicted model, not a curated record
CAGAGAUGCGCCUCUAUCAAGUUCUUCAUCCUCUAGGCAGUCUCUACAGCCAUGACUAUUGAGGAAUUAGUUACAGACCCUACGCUGCAGCCGCUGCUGGAGACAUCGCGUACGACUCUCGCUCAGGUCCUUACUGCGCUAUCAUGGCUCGAAGCAAACUCUACCGCUGACAUUCCAACUUCGGAACAGAAGCUGGAUCUUGCGGAGCAACAGAAGAUCCUGUAUGCCCAUGUGGCCAAACUUCGUGGUCAACAUCGCCAGGCUGCCUUUGGGGCGAGAGCGACGAAACAAGACACUGCAGAAGCGAGACAGGAAGUAGAUCGACUUCUGCUUCAGCUUCAGAACUUGUACUACGAGCAGCGACAUCUGAUGGGUGAGAUCGGUGCCUGCGAAGGAUAUGAUCAUGCGUAUACACAUCUGCCACUCCUUUCACUUGAUGAAUAUCUGGCGCAGUUUCCUGAACAAGCAGGACUCCCGGAACAGGAGCUGAUGCCCCUUCGAAUCGAGCAUGAGAAGCAGGAACGCGAAAAGAUGGAGCAAGAGCGAUUGGAACUCGUAAAGAUCAAAGAUGCAUUGGUCAAAGAAAAUACAAGGAAAAAGGAUGAGCUCAAGAAGAUGGAUGACAAGCUUGAGGCCAUGAUUGAUGGCUUCAACGCGUUACAGGAAGGUCUAAAGAAGGAGCUAUGAAACCCUCACCGAUCAUCUUGUCGUUCUAUAUUGCUUCGUGGAUGUAAUUGCUAUACGGAGUCAGACCGGCUUCCGCAUCGAUGGGAUCCUCAGCGGAAAAAGGUCGUUGUCAAUGCCCUCGAUGCCCACGAUGAUAUCUGACAUACGCGACGGCAAUCAUAAGAAGAGUCAUUGUAAUUGGCAACUACCUGGCAUUACCCCAACAUCAGCUUAUACUGUGGCGCUAUGGCAUUUCGAGGAAAUCAACUUCAAGAUGAAGUGGAAUUCACCUACGCGCAACGGCACACAUGCAAGAAAACUGAGACAACUUUAUCGAUUGGAUCUACGCCACCACCAACCUUCUACCUAGCCAUCCAUCGAUAUAUCAUAAAGACUUCUCACCUGAUGGCGACAAAAAGGCUUGAUACCUUCUGACAACCUAGCCGUAUGGAAACAACGGAUCGGGAGGCACCGCGUCAUUCUCUACUCUUUCCUUCGCAACAGAAAUGCGUUACAUCAAACCUCAAAAACCAUUCCAGAGAUCGAAGCAUAUGUCCCAAGCUUGGAGCAAAUUCCUUUUGCCCAGCUGUGCUGCUCCUCCGUCGCAAAAUAUCUGCGGGGAGUUGUCGUGCGCUCCACGAAAUCGCCGGAUUCACCUAAGACUCUCUAGCCUGCCUACAGCUCUCACCAGAGUCAAUCAAUGACAACCAGGCCAAGAACAUUGCUGAGAUGACAUGAACAAAAUAAGGAGCACUCUUCUGACAAUUCUACAUCUGCUGCCCAGGUAAAACAGACCAGUCAGCGGAGCAAGAUCAUGCCACUUGCAUAUUUGUAGCAAGGAGAUGGGUACAUCUUUUCCUGAUUUGGUUUAUGGACUCGGAGCGAUUCCAACUUUGACGACAAGCAUUUUGAUCAAAAUGUUUGGAAAUCAAUUAGAACGAUCGGCUACACCGAAGAGCAGCCAGGCGCAUAGUUGGGAGAGUAAAGAAAGCGAGGACAUCAAGCGGCCGUGAAAGGAAUAAAAAUACGUUGCACAAAAAUUGGAGAAGUGACAGCUUUGCCAAACCCACCGGCAUUCGAGUUGGAUUGGGUCAAGGCAUGGCUUGACAACCAGCAUUAAACGAGUGCAGGCGGGUCGUCGACAAAGACUCGAACUCUACAACGGUCGAAGCUCGAGAAGGAGGUAUGGUACAUUGUUCUGGGACGAUUAAGGAGGGUGCAUAUUGUCAUCGGUGAAAGACAGUUGAAAGUACUCUAGACAACAGACAACAAUAAAGGUGGUCUUCCUCUGUCUCGCACUUCAACAAGGUCUCCUCAUAUUAUCUUCGCCGCUCCGUGUGGAGACUGUGCUCGGAAAUUUAUGGAGAACUAUCCCCUGGCACCAUGAUCGGAAAAUUCGGAAAAUUGACUAUCGUCUCCCUGCGGCUACGGCAAUUAGCUACGUAGCGAA